AACAUAGUUGAAGAAUUAGAUAUCCUUAAGGAGAUACUAACGAUGUUUCAUUCAGUUAAACGUCUAUUUUCCACGUCUGUAGUGGGAUUGUAUGCUUCUGCAGUUCCGAACGUAAGGGCUGGUAACGCUGCUCGACAAAAAGUACAUCCAAUACUUGCAUCCAAAGUAUUUAUAAAGUCAGAUGCUGGAACUCGUAAAGCAAGAACAUUAAGAAGAAAAGAAAAGAGAUUAAAGAAACAAAUCAUAAGAGAUGUGAAUAAUCUUAAGAAAUACGAACAAAAGAAUUUAAAUUUUGCAGUUGAUCCAGUACUUGGACAUGCUAAUGGUUUCAUGACUAGAAUAAAGAAAGAAGUUCAAAAUGCUGAUACUCGUCUUGCUGGAGGGUAUGAUAGAGAAGAAUUUGAAAAAUUAGUUUAUGGUGCUGAAAAAUCUGCCUUAGAUAAAAGUAAAGGAACUACUGUAUUACAUGAAGCUGUUAAAUUAGCUGAAGAAAGAAAGAAGAGAGCAUUAUUAACUAUUCUUCAUUUAAGAAAUACUAGUGAAUCAGACAAGAGAAAAUUAGCCAUUAAAUUAGCUCGUGAAGAAUUCAGAAGAGAAGAAGGUGAUACUGGAUCACCUGAAGUUCAAUCAGCCAUCAUGACUGUUAAAAUUCAUUUCGCUAUGGAACAUGUUAAAAAUAAUCCAAAAGAUCAUCAAUAUACCCAAAAGGUUCGUCAUUGUGUGCAACAAAGACAAAGAAUCUUGAAGUAUUUAAAGAGAGUCAAACCACAAUCAUAUUAUCUUACCAUUGCCAAAUUAGGAUUAACUGAUGAUGUUGUUACUAGAGAAUUCAAUAUGGGUAGACAAUAUUUUGAAGAUUAUAAAGUUUGGGGUGAUAAGAAAUUAAUUAAACUUUCUGAUAAACAACAAGCUAAGGUUGAUAAAUUCAGUUCAUUACGUAAAAGGGUUCAAGGUUAUCAUGAAUUGGCUAAGAAAAAUAGCGAAAUCAUUAAGAACUUGCAACAAGAGAAGAAACAAUUAAAGGCUAAAAAGGUUGCAAAGCAACCUAGUACAUAAUAAAUAUUACUUGUAUAUAAAACACACACACAUAUUUACCAUAGAUCAUCAUUAGUACAUAACAUUUUUUUAA
Scheffersomyces coipomensis is the source of this 1129-nucleotide messenger RNA. RefSeq names its product mitochondrial 37S ribosomal protein uS15m. The coding region runs from base 43 to 1056 and encodes 337 amino acids. The transcript has a single exon. The record is from RefSeq and is a predicted model, not a curated record. Gene Ontology annotation, biological process: translation. Gene Ontology annotation, molecular function: structural constituent of ribosome. Gene Ontology annotation, cellular component: ribosome. Lineage: Eukaryota; Fungi; Ascomycota; Pichiomycetes; Serinales; Debaryomycetaceae.